Molecule: messenger RNA, 4997 nt
Organism: Pteropus alecto (black flying fox)
Lineage: Eukaryota; Metazoa; Chordata; Mammalia; Chiroptera; Pteropodidae
Gene: TMEM236
Product: transmembrane protein 236
Exons: 10
Coding region: 2488-3375 (295 amino acids)
Source: RefSeq, a predicted model, not a curated record
UUCCCCAUUUUAUUUUGAGAUCUUUCAUGCUAUAAAAUCAAUUACAUGUUCACUUUUUGCCCUGUAAAAGUCAAAGAAUGGUAAAAUGAAAACUACCCUUAUUACAGUGCAUAUACAUUUUUUUAACCUAUUACUAUAUAUGCUUAUAAAAGUUUGUGAUGAAUACUUAAAACUGAUAUUAUAUCGGUGUGUGCUUUUCAUUUGUUAGAUGGAAAAAUACCAGAUGGAAAAAAUGCCAAUGAAAAGGAAGCACUGGAUUUUCUGUCUUUCAGAUGACGUGGCAAGGACAAGAAUAGGAAAAGACCAUUUAGGAGCACAGUGAUUUUGUUCUGAGACCAGUACUCACAGAAUUUCUGCUUAAGAUUACAUAUUACAUUAUUAAGAGUCAGCAAGCCCCUGGACAAAAGCAAAAGUCUAUGCCUAGGAUGUGUGUACCCGAUUUGGAGACCACUGUUUUAGAGGUUAAGAUUAAACAGAGGGAGUGGGAUAUUACUAACUUGGCCCCUUGAAAACCAGAGUCAGAAAGAAAAACCUACGUACUGUUUUGGAAUUUGUAUUUCUUCUCUCAGAGAAAAGAACUUUUCAGUACAAGUAUCUUUGAUAUUCUGUAAUUUAACAAUAUAAUGAUAACAUGUUCUAAAGGAGUUGCUAAAAAUGACCGAAGAAGUUGCAAUCAAGAAUCCAGUGACCCCACCAGGAACAUCUGCACUCCAGGUAGAAGUGCGUUCAUCUGAUAGUACUUUCACUUCCUUGGUGCCAAUUUGGGAGAAAAAAAUACAGCUCUGAAGCAUAUACUGUUUUGGUAUAUUCAGACUAAAGAGGAGAAAAUUAGAGACUUCACUGGCACUGAAAAAAAAUCCUAAAUUCGUUAUGUAAGGGAAUCUUAUAAAAGAAGGCUUCUAUCAGGUAUUGAGUGAAGUAGGUAAGUUUUUUUAUAGAGAAGGAAAGACAAAUUGUUGUCCAAUUAUUUUUCACUGGUUGUUAGAUUCUCCCUUUGUAAGCAGGAAUCGUCACUACCUUUUUAGAAUCUUUUUUGCUGUCUCAUAAUCGUUCAAGAAUAACUCUAGGAGUGAAUACGGGUUGGAUUUUAUAUAAAAAAAAGUACUUACGACAUACUGAUGACCAAUUUUUGCUUCUACAGUUAAGGUUUUUUUUUAUUCUAUAUAAAAGAUUACUUAGAUUCUGAUUGGUCUUAGUAAAAUGUAUUAAUAUCAAAACAUCAGGACAGUUUCAUUUAUGUGGUUGCCAAAUAUUAUUUUACUCGAGAGAGGGGAGGUAGGCCAGUGGCUUCUCUUCCAGUUAAGUUAAAUAUGUAUUUGAAAUAGGAAGACUUCUGGUAUCUGGAAUGAAAUUAGAUUAGGCUGCAAGUUAAAUUAUUGCACUGUUGCUGGUUCCAUCAAACUAAGGAGUAUUGCUUCUUUUCGUGCCUUACAUGUAUUUGAAAGUGAGUAAUUUCCUUCAGGUUUUUAGCAUGAUAGGAGCAAAAUUCUGUUUUUAUUUUAACUUCCAUCCAGCAUGUAUAUAUAUUUAACUAUGCUGACUUUAUGUUUGAAAGGCAGAAAUACCCCCAAAUUUUUAUUCCUGAAGAGUAUUUAUUGGAAUGUGGUUCCGUUUAUGCUUUUAGUGAGGAACAUUGAAAUUGGAUAAGUGUCCGGUUUAUGUUAAAUGUUUGUUUUAUUAUGUUAUAAAUUCAACAUUCUCAAAAAAUUAAGCAAAAGAGGAUAGAUUAAUAGCUAAAGCAGGUGAAUUUAGGUAGUACUUUUUAGCAGUUUUGUUAAAAGUAAACAUUUUGAGAUUAAAAACAUUAAAGUGCUCUUUUCUAUUUUUGACUGAGGUAACCAUCACUAAAUUAAAAUUGAGUAACAAGACUUAAAUAACUGUUUAAUAUCUUUGAAAAUGUUAUUUUUAAGUUCUUUUUAUCUAGUAAUUCAUGGCUUAUUAAUCAAGUGCUGCUUAUAACUCAUUUUUUUCCUAGAUAUUUAUUACAAGAGCUGUUUGAGAAAUGUAAAAUUCUAUACAGAAGUCUUAAAAUCAACUUAAGAGAAACCUGAAUGUCGGUGAUGGUUUCUAGCAGAUAACUCUUGUAUAUUGGACUUGAAUUAUUAUAAUUUGGAUGAAAUGGAGCUCACAGUACAGUAAAUUCUGCUGUAUGCACAUCUGUGUUCUAAAUAUCACUGUGCUGUGCAUAAUUGAGGAAUAAAAAAGCCUUAAGGUUUAUGGGGAAAACAGGGUUAGAGACACAACACCAAAACUUUAACCAUUAUACACUUCAGAAUAAAAAUAGGAACCUAAUAAAAAGAGCACAGUUUUCCACAUAGUUAAAUGGUUAAUAAAUCUAUAAAUAUUACAAUAAAUAUGGCCUUAAAAAAGACCUGAAGGAUGCCUGUGGAAGUGGAUGUUGGCAGAGUUGUGCCUUGUGAGUUGCUGUGAAGGUGGAAGGAAGGACUGCUGAGAUCAGAGGGCAGGUUGUGACACCAGAUUUAGUGUAUGAGAAAUGUUAUGCCCUACAAUCCUGCCCUCUCCCCACAAAAAGGGGAAAAAAAGAGGAAAGUUAAGGAUAACCAUUAUUUCCUGAGGAGACCUAUUAUGAUGAUGUGUGUAGUACUCACCACACUCCCCAGCUUCAGCUUUUCUAUAGCAGUGACUGAGAUUCAAAAGAAUGUUAACGGUUCCACAGAUGUCUUACCUGACACCUUACCUGACCUGCCAGUCUCUCUGGUUCUGACUUCCUUGAUCGUGGUUGAUAUUAUUGAAAAACUCAGGAUAUAUUCUCUUAGAGGGAAGCAAAUGAGUGAUGAGAAUGGGCAAGUCCAUGUCACCACUUUGCAACAAAUAAAAACCGUGAUGGAUCAAGGGAAGCAAAAUGAAGGAAACCCUGUGCCUCCCCAGCCUGCCAAGAGGACCCAGUUAUCACAGCCACCAGUAGCGAUAACACAGAGCCCUGUCCCUGAGCUGGCAGGACCCCAGGAGCCCUCCUUCCAGUCAGGCAUCCUGAGAACAAUGUCCCGACAGGACGUUCGUGCGGAUAUCUUCCUGUGGAGCUUUCUGCUGUGGGCUGACACCGUAGAAAUGGUGCGUGUGGCCGGCCACCAAGCUGUGUACAAGUCAGACUGGGUGUACCCUGUCUACAUUUUCAGUUUCAUUUCUCUCCUUCGAAUGAUAUUCACACCUCAGAACCCUCUUCUACAUUCCCUGGGCAUCCUGCUCCAGGAUUUACCCUUCAUUUUUGUUAGACUUGCGUUAAUCAUUGACCUGGGAACUAUCACACCCAUAUUGGGCCUUUGUAAAAAUGUACUGGUGACUCUCUCUUAUGUUUACUUCAAUUACUUAACCAAAUUCAAGAUUUUCUCUACCUUUGAAUUGUCUUCAUUUUAAACAGAAAACGUAAUCUAGUCAAACCUCUUCAGUAUGCAUGUGUACACAUUUGUGAUCUUUUGUUUUCUGGGGCAUAGGUUUUUUUUUACAACAUAAGGAAAUGAAGACUAAAUUGUACAGAAUAGCCUAUUUUUAAUAACUAUACAUCAGUUUUUUUUAACGUGUAUAAAUGGUGCUAAAUUUAAGCAACUUUAUAUUCUUACAAGUUGACUCCCUUGGAUCUCUAGAAAAUAGUAGUAGCUAAUUUUAGUUAUGUAUACUGAACCAUUCUUAAAACACUCUUCAAUAAAGCCUGUAAAAUUUUUCCCACUAAGUCCAAAAUGAGAUUUUUAUCAUUUAUAUUAAAUAUUAUAUUAAAGACUGUCAUAAGAAUUGAAGAGUUAAAAUUAAUUUUUAGGAAGUACAGCUGGUGUUAUUGAAUAAUUUUUAGAUUAUAUUUUUUAAAAAUCUGAAAUUGUAGUUUUAGGAUUCUCUUCACUACAUUCCACUGUAGUGACUUUUAUAUAAUUGAUUGAUUUCAACAUAGAAAGCAAUUCAGUUUAACAGAUAUUUGGCUCAGUUUCUAGUACUGAAGUGGUAACAUGAAGAUUAAUAUAAUGAAGUCAAGGUACAUCAGAAAUACCUAGAUAAGAUUUUAUAAGAGGAAACUAUAAAUUGAAGAUGUAGAUUUUAAAGUAAAAGAAUAUUUUGUGGAAUUUGAUACCAUCAGAAAAAUAAACACAUACAAACUCUGUUUAAAAUUAGAAGUUCAACUUAAACACAUAUAACAGCAAAUGCGCUAGUGUCUAAUGUGAUCAUAUGUAAUGGAUAUCUCGAUGUUAAAUAAUUAGGUAAUUAUGUAAUUUGCCUUCACCAUGUGGAAACACUCUCACAUAUUCAUAGUAGGGGCUCUUCAUUUUAUAUGAAUUUUUGGUUGCUAGAAAAGUUUGUGAGAGGCUUAUGUGUGCAGAGUAAUGUUUUACAGCGCCAGCCUCUUAAUGAUCUGUGGGAACAGAUAGCUUCAGACAGGAUACCUGAACUUGCCCGCCACCCCCUGUUCUCCACCAAAGCUCCCAAUCUCACUGGUUCCUUGUGCUUUAUGGUUUUCCCUCACACUGUCAGAGAAGGUCUAUUCACAGUUGUUGAAAACUUAGCUUCUGGCUUUAUGACUUUGGGCGAGUUCUUUGUACACUGUAAGCUGCAGUUUCCACACCUAAAAGGUGAGCGUAAUAAUAGUACUGUAAUAGGCUUAAAUAGCACUUUAAUAGGCUUGAGAGGAUUAGAUGAGGGGGGCAAUGUUCUCAUCACAUAGUCUGGCAAACAGUAAUAACUCGAUAAAUGCUAAGUAUUUUAAUUGUACCAAAUCAAAGACAGGCAAGUAGCUAAAUGCAUUGUUCUAAUUUUCCUGUUUUCCGUAUCCCUGCUUACCUUCUAGGAAUAAUAAUUUAAAUCAUGUAUUUGUGAAAAUAAUAUGUACUAUCUUAAGUUUACCUCAGACUACAUUUCAUCAAAUAGCAUUAUGUUCAGAAGCGAGAAGUCUACUGAAUAAACAGAUUACAGUUGAUGUGAGUAUUCUUUCAUCAGGCAUUCGAGUGUCCCUCCUGUAAGUUCUCAUAGAACUCUAAUUAUAGCAUUUAUUAAGA